This is a messenger RNA of Tetrahymena thermophila SB210, 1083 nucleotides long. RefSeq names its product Rad51 protein. The record is from RefSeq and is a predicted model, not a curated record. Gene Ontology annotation, cellular component: centrosome; Rad51B-Rad51C-Rad51D-XRCC2 complex; replication fork. The transcript is spliced from 6 exons. Lineage: Eukaryota; Ciliophora; Oligohymenophorea; Hymenostomatida; Tetrahymenidae. Gene Ontology annotation, biological process: reciprocal meiotic recombination; telomere maintenance; double-strand break repair via homologous recombination. Gene Ontology annotation, molecular function: ATP-dependent activity, acting on DNA; four-way junction DNA binding; single-stranded DNA binding.
UUCACUUUAAGCGCUUAAAUCUGCAAUUUUGAUAAUAAUUUAUUGCCUAAAAUAUCUGGUGAUAUUUUUUAGCAUAAUUCCGAUUCAAAUUUUAUAUUAAUAUUAAAUACUCCAAAUAGAAUAACUAAAACAUACAUAUAUUAGAUGCAAACAUAAAACGAGAAACAAUUAUAACUUUAAAAUUAUCUUGAAUAAUUAGGAGUUUCUAAUAUUUAUCAAUAUUGCCUAAGCUAUGAGGAGGAUCUAUUGAAAUUAAAUAGAAUGACAAACAAGUAACUAAAUGAUGCUUAAUAUAAAAUUUCGAGUUCUUUUUGCAAAACUCCUCUCUAAAACGCUAAGGAACUUCUUAAAAAGUAGUAAAAUCUGUAAAAUCUUACUUUUGGUGAAAAAGAAUUAGAUGAUCUACUUGAAGGAGGAUUGUAAAUAGGAAAAGUUUAUGAAUUAAGUGGAUAUCCUUGCUCAGGAAAGUCAAUCCUUGCAUAAAAGUUAAUUUCUUAAAAUUUUAAAUGUAAUCAAAAAGGUGCUUGGUAUCUAGAUAUUUCUAAUUAAUUUAACUUAAAACGAUUUUUGAAAAUGUAUGGACUCAAUGCAUAAAAGAAAGAAUUUGAAAAAUGCUUCUACCAUUAAAUAAUUUAAGAUGCUAAAAGUUUAUAUAUUUCUCUAUGCAUACUCAUGAGCCAAUUAAGUUAGAAUAAAUAUUAUAAUUAAAGCAAGAUUAACUUACUUGUUAUUGAUAACUUUGCAAUGAUUUUGAGAAAAAAAGAACCAUACAGUGAAUACCUUUCAUACAUAACUUAGAUUAUAAAUAUAAUUAAAUAAAUGUGUUCUGAAUAUAACCUUACUGUACUUACAAUUACAAAUUAAGAAGAAAAAAUUAUUUUUAAAUCUAAAACUGAAGAUAUUUUCCGUAACAAAUCUAAUUUAUCAAUAUGGAAUUUUGUGCCUGAUAGCUUAAUCUUAAUUGAAAACUAGCUAUUGAUUACAAGUGAAAACUUUUAAAGAAAUGCUAAAAUUAGCUAUACUGUUCUUUCAGAUAUAUAAAUGAAAGACUAGAAUACUGUUACUGUAAAUAAAUAAUAUUGA